AUGGGAACUCCUAGCUCCAUCUCUACCAAUAUUCAAACACCAGUAUCUUCUAUCCCUGUUCAGUCUCUAGACCAACCUGCAUUAAUCUCUUUCAAUGCUUCUCAGCUUCCUAUAAAAUUAACCAGCAACAAUCAUUUCUCAUGGAAAGCCCAUAUCGAUGCUUUCUUAUUUGGUGCAACUAAAUUGGUUUCUUGGAUGGAUAAACUUCUGUUGCAUGGUAUUAUCUCCUCUCUUUCUGAUUCGAUUGCUCCAUUUGUGGUGUCAGCCACCACCUCACGAGAAGUAUGGCAAUGUCUUACCAAACUGUUUGCCAAUGCCUCUGCAUCCCAUAUUCUUGGCCUGAAGGAGCAACUCACUGUCAUCAGUCGUGGUACUCUCUUGGUGAACGAGUAUCUUGCUAAAAUCAGAAGUCUUGCUGAUGAAUUUGCCUUAAUUGGAUCUCCCGUUGGAAAUGAUAAUCUAGUUAUUUACUGUCUUAAUUGCAUAGGGCUUGAGUUCAAAGAAAUGUCUGUAGCAGUCCGUGCUCAUGAUGCAAUUAUUACUUUUGAGGAACUCCAUGACAAACUUAUUGAAUAUGACAAUUUCCUUAAACGUGAGGAAGUUAGAUCUAGUUCUAUGCCUCUCACUAUCAAUUCCACUCAUACCUCUAAGUCACGGAAUCAUUUUCACCGACAAAGGAAUGGAUAUCAAAAUUGUGGACCAAAUGGCACUCUCAACAGCUCCUCUUAUGGCUCGAAACCUUCAUCUAAUGGUCAAAAUUAUAGUGGUCCACCAUUUGGAAAACACCCUGUUAUCUGCCAAUUUUGCUCUUAG
Ziziphus jujuba (common jujube) is the source of this 813-nucleotide messenger RNA. RefSeq lists its product as uncharacterized. The coding region runs from base 1 to 813 and encodes 270 amino acids. Lineage: Eukaryota; Viridiplantae; Streptophyta; Magnoliopsida; Rosales; Rhamnaceae. The record is from RefSeq and is a predicted model, not a curated record. The transcript is spliced from 2 exons.